Molecule: messenger RNA, 1509 nt
Organism: Homarus americanus (American lobster)
Lineage: Eukaryota; Metazoa; Arthropoda; Malacostraca; Decapoda; Nephropidae
Product: sialidase-like
Exons: 1
Coding region: 1-1509 (502 amino acids)
Source: RefSeq, a predicted model, not a curated record
AUGUCAUCAACUCUCGUUCCCAGCCCAUCACUCGUCAUCACAUCAACUCUCGUCCUCAGCCCAUCACUCACUAUCACAUCAACUCUCGUCCCCAGCCCAUCACUCGCCAUCACAUCAACUCUCGUUCCCAGCCCAUCACUCGUCAUCACAUCAACUCUCGUCCUCAGCCCAUCACUCACUACCACAUCAACUCUCCUCAGUCCUCAUCACUCACUACCACAUCAACUCGUCCCCAGCCCAUCACUCGCCAUCACAUCAACUCUCGUCCUCACUCGUAAUCACAUCAACUCUCGUCCUCAGCCCAUCACUCACAUCAACUCUCGUCCUCAGCCCAUCACUCACUACGUCCCCAGCCCAUCACUCGCCAUCACAUCAACUCUCGUCCUCAGCCCAUCACUCACUAUCACAUCAACUCUCGUCCUCAGCCCAUCACUCGCCAUCACAUCAACUCUCGUCCUCAGCCCAUCCUCACUACCACAUCAACUCUCGUCCCCAGCCCAUCACUCGCCAUCACAUCAACUCUCGUCCCCAGCCCAUCACUCGCUAUCACAUCAACUCUCGUCCCCAGCCCAUCACUCGCCAUCACAUCAACUCUCGUCCUCAGUCCAUCCUCGCCAUCACAUCACUCUCGUCCUCAGCCCAUCACUCACUAUCAUCAACUCUCGUCCCCAGCCCAUCACUCACUAUCACAUCAACUCUCGUCCUCAGCCCAUCACGCGCCAUCCACAUCAACUCUCGUCCUCAGCCCAUCACUCACUAUCACAUCAACUCUCGUCCCCAGCCCAUCACUCGCCAUCACAUCUCGUCCUCAGUCCAUCCUCGCCAUCACAUCAGUCCCAGCCCAUCCUCGCCAUCACAUCAAUCUCUCGUCCUCAGUCCAUCACUCGCCAUCCAUCAACUCUCGUCCUCAGCCCAUCACUCGCCAUCACAUCAACUCUCGUCCUCAGCCCAUUACUCGCCAUCACAUCAACUCUCGUCCUCAGUCCAUCACUCACUAUCACAUCAACUCUCGUCCCCAGCCCAUCACUCGCCAUCACAUCAACUCUCGUCCCCAGCCCAUCACGCGCCAUCACAUCAACUCUCGUCCUCCUCAGCCCAUCACUCACAUCAACUCAGCCCAUCACGCGCCAUCUCUCGCCCAUCACUCACAGUCCCCAUCACUCACCAUCACAUCAACUCUCGUCCUCAGUCCAUCACUCGCCAUCAUCAACUCUCGUCCCCGCCAUCACUCGCCAUCACAUCAACUCUCGUCCUCAGCCCAUCACUCGCCAUCACAUCAACUCGUCCUCAGUCAUCCUCGCCAUCACAUCAACUCUCGUCCUCAGCCCAUCACUCGCCAUCAAUCUCGUCCUCAGCCCAUUCACUCGCCAUCACAUCAACUCUCGUCCCCAGCCCAUCACUCGCCAUCACAUCAACUCUCGUCCCCAGCCCAUCACUCGCCAUCACAUCAACUCUCGUCCCCAGCCCAUCACAGUACCAGUGGGGACCAGGACCUCCUUUGAGUUAUAA